CCCACACCCAUACGGCAGGUCACAGCUGUCUGUAAGUCCAGCUCCAGGUGAUAUGAGACAUAUACAUACAGGCAAAACACUCAUACACAUAAAACAAAAUAAAAUUGUAAAAAAGGAAGAAAGAGAGUUGACUGAGUAUGAGCGGAAGGAAGGCAAGGCAGGUCCUCAGUGGUUCUUGCUUCCAGGUUCCUGCCUGAGUUGCGGCCCUGACAUCCGGAAGUGAAUGACAGAUAAACUUCCUCCUCUAGUUGGUUUUGGUCAGAGUUUUAUCACAGUUAUAGAAAAGGAGACCAGGACAAUACUCAAGAAAUUUCCCAGGCAAAGCUUUUUACCCAGUUUCAAGUGAUCUCACACUGUGCUGGUCAGGAGUCACCAAACUCUAACCUGCCCGGUGUUCUGGAAAAUGCCAGGAGUUGCGUUUCCAGGUGUUCUGCAGUUGGCUCUUUCUCAGCAGGAUGUAAGAGCUCCAGGAGUGGGGGUCAGGGAGUGAGUGGGGCAUACGAAGCUGAGUACACUUAGAGCGUUUGCUUUUGUUUCUUGUUUUUUUUGCAAUAAGUAACUAGGAAAUCUGGUCAGCUGCCAAUCAACAAAUAUGAAACCAUUUCUUGAAGCUCAGUUUACAAAGAAGGAAAUGUAAUAAGUAGUUGAAGAUGCCCCAACCAAACCCACUGUUUCUGUGAACGGACUUGGAUUCUGAAGGCUCGUUGCCUGGUGACUACAGUUAGCAGCGAAGCAGCUUUGGAACCUAAGGAACCAAGGAAGGUUCACAAGGCAGAACCUUUUGCUUCUCUUGAAGACUGUACUGUAGGAUGCUGUUCCACUCAGAGGGUAAUUUCAAACCACCGCAGCUUUAGCAGGAUCUGAAGUCUUCAUCAGCGUCAGCUGCAUGGGGACAGGGUAGACAGGUAACUGAGAAGGCUGAGCUGUAUAGAAGAGACAGCAGACAGCUACAGACCUGCAAUUAUACAGGUCCUGCUUGUGAACCAGCCGUGCGGCCAGGAGGCCUGGAAGGGAAACAUGACCAGGCCCCAACAGAAAAAGGCUUCCUCCGUCCCGUGCCCCGAGUCACAACUCCCUCGGCUGCGAUGGGGCAUGAUCUUCCUCUACUCAAAAUCCACCGACCAGGUGGGGUGCACCUCCGUCUCCAGAGUGCCACCUCUCUUCCGCUUCAGCCCUCGGUACUGUGAGCAUCUCAAGAACCAGUAUCUGAAAAGGGCGGCGGCCGACCUCUCCUUCUCUCCGGAUGUGAGGUGGCAGCGAGGCCUGCCCAGCAUGCCUUUCUAUCAGUACAGUUUUAAGCACAUCUACGACACGGAUGACAUCAUCCCGCCUCUGCAGGCCAGGAAGACCCACACCGAGAAACCUGGCUACGCCAGGGCCCUGCACAUCCCAGCCCGCUUGGCAGGAGGCGCCACCCGUUUUGCCAAGACACAAAGCCCCGCGCGUUCUAAAAAGAAGCUUAAGAAAAUAAGAAAGCCGGGAGGCCUGGACCAGAACCCAUCUCCCCCACGCCCCCGCUAUGUCCGCUUGAAGCCAGAUCCACUGGACCUGUCGCCCUCCCCAGAUGAGAUUCUGGAGGAAAGGGAGACCUGGCUUCCACCUGGUGAGAAGGAGGCCCGGGGCUGGGAAGCCAUCGUGCUGGAGAAGCUGGACAAGCGGACGGCGCGAUGGAUCCAGAGCAAGCGCCCGCUGAGGCCGGGGCAGUCGCCCAACAAAUGGCAGAGCUUCCUGCGCCAGCAGUACGACUGGAGCCACAUUCGCGAUGAGCUCACCUCCGAGAGCGACCUGGAUCUCCUCAAGAAGCUGGAGGCCGAAGAAAUAGCGGAAUUUGAGGGUGAAAAUGUCGCCCCGGCCCACAAAGAAGUCAAGAAGCCGGAGCUGCUGCUUCCCGUCUUCUACAGGUUGCCUGGACACUCCCCAGAAGUACAGACAGUCGAAAUCCUGCCUGGGAACAACAUGACGGCCGAGGAGAUCCAAGAAGAGAGAAGCAACUUCCAGUCUCCCACUCCGAACCCCUUCCGGCAGGUGAACCCCAGAGCCGGAGAGUUUGCCUACUCUACAGACAACACCUUCGAGCAGGAGAUUUAUUUUGACGGAGUGAAGAUCGUUCACCAGAUUGGUGGGAAGAAAGACCAAAUCGUCUUGGAAAACCUCAAUCGGUACGACAAGCACCUCUCUAAGAUCUUCCCUGAAACCCCAGAAAAGUGGAGUUUACAGCCUGUUCCUGAAGCACCUUAUAAGCUCAGGAAAGGAACCCAGCGUUGGAUCGCUUUGCCUACCCCGGUCAAGAGCCUCCUGCUGCAGGUGGGUGAGAAGGACGAGUCUGCCAAGACUAGGAGAGUGAAGAAGCCGGUCCAGCCCCUGAAGGAGGACGUGACUUGGGAGUUGGCGGUGCUGCGGAAGAUGCUGCAGGAGUGGAAGACUGCCUGGGCACUCAUUAUUGAAUGGCAUCACGAGACAGUGGAAAACCUAUUGCGGGGCAUCGUCAACAUGUAUGAUGACAUAAGGAUCCAGGCCAUCGUCACAUGUGCCACCGCUGCUUUGGAAAGGCCUCGGAUUGCCACCAACCAGGAGGACCCAGAACCAGUUAUUCCGGACUUGCCAGAGGCCCUCCUGCCUGCUCUAGAGGCUGUUCUGUCUGACAAGAACCCCAAUGUGAGGAUGGCAGCAGCGAUAUGUCAAUACGCCAUACAGUCACACAACCCCACUGCCCGGGACAUCAUGCAGACUGCCCUUGUGAAGGGUAAUAGUGUGGACAGCUGGGCUGCUGCUCAGUGCUUGGCUAUGGAAGGCAUUGCCACCUACCCAGUGAUCAAGAGGAUCCUCUACCAGCUCUUUAACAAGAAGAAUGAGGCCACUGAGGAACAGGCCUGUAACCUCCUGAGCCAUCUCAGUGGAAAGACGACCCUGAUCCACACAAUGCUUGCUGUGGAGCUGAACAGCAGGCAAUGGAGGGACCGCAUCGUGGCCUGCCGUGCUUUCUCCCGGAUCAGUGGGAAAAUCUGCAUUGAUAUGAAACAUAAAUUAAUCCAUCUGAUGUGGAAUGACUGGAACAAGGAAGUAAGACAAGCAGCUGCCAAAGCUCUGGGGCAAAUGAACCUUGGGAAAGAGGUACAUGACAUGAUCAGGAUUAAGCUGAGUCAAGGAAAUUUCCAGGAUCGGAUCGAGGCCCUCUCCCUGAUCCGUGUGCUCAAGGUCAUGACAGCCAAGCUUCUCCCAAGCUUCCUGAACUGCUUCUCUGAUGAGUUCAUAUCAAUUCGACAGGCAGCUUGUUCGGCAGCAGGUGCCCUGCAGAUCCGUGACAAGAUGGUGCUUGAAUGCCUCCUGAAUCUGAUGAACAGAGAUCCCUACUGGAAAAUCAAGGCUUUUGCCAUUCGAGCUUUGGGACAGAUUGGGCAAGUGAGUCCCCAGCUGACAGAUCUUCUGCUCUGGGCUAUCCACUAUGAAGAAGCACCAGGUGUGCGGCUGGAAGCUUGCCGGAGCAUCCUAGCCCUCAAACUUCAAGGAAACCAGGUCAGGGACACCUUUCUAGAUGUGCUGCUCCUGGAGGACCACGAGGCUGUCCUUAAGGAAAUUUACCAGACAAUGACAGCACUCAACUUAGAAAAGGAAGGCAAUCAAGAAAUGCUUCAGGAGAUCAAGAAGAAGAUUGAAACACUAAAUCAAAAGGACUUGCUGACGGAGAAAAUAUUGAAGAUGGAAGUAGCCAUAAAAAUUGUGAAGAGAAAAGCGAGACACAUCUAUUCACCACCCAGAGAGGGUCAAAGCCCACUGGAACUUGAAACUUUUCUUCAAGAAAUUUUUGACAAUGAAGAGAUUCCUCCCAGAAGGAAGUCUGAGCUCUGUGACACUCAAACAGCCAUAAAGGUAAACAUAACCACACUGACGCUUAGCAAGAGUGUGUUGCCCAAAGUGCCGAGUCCCUGGCUACAGAGUCCUAUUGUACAACUCCCCAAACCAAGAAGUCACUCACCGUUUUUCAGGGAUCUACGGACUGCCCGGGAAAAAAGGAUUGAAAAAGGGCCCUUCGGAUCCGACACAGAUCUCUAGCUGGGCAAAUUACUCAGAGAAGGUUGUCUUCCAGCACCAAUCUUCUCUCUGUAGGGGGAAAUCUGCUCCUGUCUAGGCUGAAUGCUUCCCUUACUCUUAGGUACCGGCAGCAGUGGACAGGCUCCACUCUGUGUCUUCCAUUGAUACUGUACAAUAUCCUCACUUUACAAAGAUAAACUAUUUAUCAAACAGCUUUA
Molecule: messenger RNA, 4247 nt
Organism: Peromyscus leucopus (white-footed mouse)
Lineage: Eukaryota; Metazoa; Chordata; Mammalia; Rodentia; Cricetidae
Gene: Heatr4
Product: HEAT repeat containing 4
Exons: 17
Coding region: 1018-4050 (1010 amino acids)
Molecular function (GO): oxidoreductase activity; protein binding
Source: RefSeq, a predicted model, not a curated record